Oxyura jamaicensis (ruddy duck) is the source of this 2227-nucleotide messenger RNA. It is a transcript of the gene ST7L, whose product is annotated as suppression of tumorigenicity 7 like. Gene Ontology annotation, molecular function: protein binding. Bases 1 to 1668 code for a protein of 555 amino acids. The transcript has 16 exons. The record is from RefSeq and is a predicted model, not a curated record. Lineage: Eukaryota; Metazoa; Chordata; Aves; Anseriformes; Anatidae.
AUGCCGGGCGCUGCGGCCAGGCGCCGGGCAGGAAGCGCGGCCGGCGCCAUCUUGGCUGAGGGCAGACGUCGCGGGGCGGCCAUCUUAGGGGCGGGCGGGCCGGGCCUUGAUUUCACACGGUGUAAUUUAAUAAAACGCUAUUUGUGUUUUUCAGUUCUGCUCAUUAAGUCUUUGUUUCUGUAUUUCUUAACAGUGACUGUGUUCUUAAGCACUUUGACUCCAAAAUUCUACUUUGCCCUUACAGUGACCUCAUCUUUCAUAUCUGGGCUGAUAUUUGUAUUUGAGUGGUGGCAUUUCAGAAAAUAUGGCACAUCUUUCAUUGAGCAGGUAUCUGUGAGUCAUCUGAGGCCCCUCAUUGGUGGUGUGGAAAACAACCCUCCAGCACCAGCAGCGUUCUCAGUUGGAGAGAAUGAGACAAACAGGCAGAAUAUGCCAGAGUGCAAGGUGUGGCGAAAUCCUCUUAAUCUUUUCAGAGGGGCAGAGUAUAGCAGAUACACGUGGGUGACUGGGAAGGAGCCCCUUACAUACUACGACAUGAAUUUGUCUGCUCAAGAUCAUCAGAACUUUUUCACGUGUGAUACAGAUGCCCUCCGGCCUUCAGAUACAGUGAUGCAGAAAGCAUGGCGAGAGAGAAACCCUCAAGCCCGGAUUAAAGCAGCGUAUCAGGCUUUAGAGUUGAACAAUGAUUGUGCCACUGCAUAUGUUCUUCUAGCAGAGGAAGAAGCAACAACUAUCGUAGAUGCUGAGAAGUACUUUAAGCAGGCUCUGAAAGCAGGAGAAAUGAUUUACAGGAAGUCUCAGAACUGCCAUUCCCAAAGUCCACAGCAUGAAGCACAGCUGAGAAGAGACACCAAUGUACUGGUGUAUGUGAAAAGGAGACUAGCUAUGUGUGCAAGAAAACUUGGAAGAAUACGAGAAGCAGUCAAAAUGAUGAGAGAUUUAAUGAAAGAGUUUCCCCUUCUCAGCAUGCUGAAUAUUCACGAAAACCUCCUGGAGGCGCUACUGGAGUUACAGGCUUAUGCAGAUGUCCAGGCAGUUCUAGCAAAAUAUGAUGAUAUUAGUCUUCCAAAAUCAGCAGCAAUAUGUUAUACAGCAGCCCUGUUAAAAGCCAGAGCUGUUUCAGAAAGGUUCUCCCCAGAAACUGCCUCCAAAAGAGGGCUUAGUACAGCAGAAAUAAAUGCUGUGGAAGCAAUUCACAGAGCUGUGGAAUUUAACCCUCAUGUUCCUAAGUACUUACUAGAAAUGAAAAGUUUGGUUCUACCUCCAGAGCAUAUCCUGAAACGAGGGGACAGUGAGGCAGUAGCAUAUGCCUUUUUUCAUCUCCAGCACUGGAAGAGAAUAGAAGGGGCUCUAAAUCUGCUGCACUGUACAUGGGAGGGCACAUUUAGGAUGAUCCCUUACCCAUUAGAGAAAGGUCAUCUUUUCUAUCCCUAUCCAAGUUGCACAGAAACAGCAGACAGAGAACUGUUGCCAACAUUUCAUGAAGUCUCCGUUUAUCCACAGAAGGAACUUCCCUUUUUCAUCCACUUCACAGCAGGCCUGUGUUCCUUUUCGGCAAUGCUUGCACUCCUUACACAUCAAUUUCCUGAGCUGAUGGUCAUUUUUGCUAAAGCUGUGCUGCGAGUGCUUUGGCCUGUGAGUGCUCCCAGCGUGCUGGCCUCCGGCUGAGCCCUGGACAUCCCUCAGUUCUUUGGGACUGUCCUUCGCUAUGGAAAACACCAAGGUCCUCAUGCUGUCCAGUCUGUGACAUCAGCUGACUCCAGUUUGACUGGAGCAUGCUUUCCACGAUGCUUCGAUUUAAUUGUUCCCAUAAGUGUCCCUGACAGCACCAACUAGGUAUGGUUAGCUGACACCGAGGUGGGGAAGCAACAAAGAAAGGUGUGCUCCUCAAACCAGUGUCUUUCACAGGCUUCCAUGUUGGUAACGGUGUUUUAUGUAUGAAUUUCUUCUUUGGCCUUGGUGUCUGUAGUCAUCUAAGAAAAUAGUUUUUGUUGAGCAAUAAUCUCAUUGCUCUCUUAAUCGCUUGUACAACAGGAAGCUAACACUUCCUCUGUAAGAAAUGAGAGAACACAAAUUGAGCAGAUGUUUUGAGUAUUGACACUUCUUUCUCAGCUGCAGACGCAACAGAUAACUGGCUUAGAUUUAAUUUUGUAAGCCUUUUUCCAAAUAUUUGUUAAGAGCAAAGUAUGUCUCUGCUUUCUUUAUUAAAAGGUUACUUCUUAACGCA